This is a messenger RNA of Alternaria atra, 483 nucleotides long. RefSeq lists its product as uncharacterized. Bases 1 to 483 code for a protein of 160 amino acids. Gene Ontology annotation, cellular component: mitochondrial large ribosomal subunit. Gene Ontology annotation, biological process: mitochondrial translation. The record is from RefSeq and is a predicted model, not a curated record. The transcript has 2 exons. Gene Ontology annotation, molecular function: structural constituent of ribosome. Lineage: Eukaryota; Fungi; Ascomycota; Dothideomycetes; Pleosporales; Pleosporaceae.
AUGGCGUCUCCAAUACCCUCAAUGAGCGCACUGCGUGCCCUCCGACAAUCGUUACAGCCUCAAGUCCAACAAACGACCCAAGUACGACAUGCGACACUUCUCCGCCGACCAAAGCGACCCUACACCUUCACACAACUCAUAACUCUCUCCGACGGCAGCUCAUUCACCGUACGAACCACAAACCCACAGCCAGUAUACAAGAGCGCAAAGGAUAUACGGAAUUCGCCGCUAUGGAACCCAAGUUCACAGAAGCUGUUGAAUGUGGAGGAGGAUGAAGCUGGAAGAUUGGCCUCUUUCAGAACCAAGUUUGGACGAGGAUGGGACGCUGAUACUGAUGCCGAGAAGGGCAAGCAGACGGAGGAUCAUCUUUUAGAUCUGAUUAGCAGCCAGGGCAAGCCGCCAGGCAAACCAACCGAUGCCACCAAAUCACCACCUGCGAAAGCGCCUGCAUCGGCGCCUGCAAAGCCAGCUGCAAAGAAAUAA